This is a messenger RNA of Arachis ipaensis, 1605 nucleotides long. NCBI's taxonomy places the organism in Eukaryota, Viridiplantae, Streptophyta, Magnoliopsida, Fabales, Fabaceae. The record is from RefSeq and is a predicted model, not a curated record.
UCCCUAUUGAAAAUACUGAAAACUGGAGGUGGUUCUUGGAAUUACUUCAUCAAGACUUGGGAGAUUAUAAGCAAAACAAGCUCUGUUUCAUUUCAGAUAUGCAGAAGGGCCUAAUCCAUGCUGUUAAGGAAGUUUUUCCUGGUGUCCAUCACAGAUUCUGUGUGUGGCACUUAUGGAAGAACUUCAAUAAGCAGUGGAAAGAUCUCCAGUUGAGAGGGUUGCUAUGGGAGUGUGCAAGGUGCACCAGCCAAGAUGGGUUCCUAGAGAGUAUAAAAAAGAUUGAGAGGGUUAACAAGGAAGCUUGGGAGUAUUUAAACAAGUGGCCUAGAGACUCUUGGAGCCGGGCUUUCUUCAGCAACGCACCUAAAAUAGACAAUAUCUGCAACAAUGCUUGUGAAGUCUUCAACUCAAGGAUCAAAGAAGCUAGAGCCAAACCUAUCAUUACACUGUUAGAGGAAGUCAGACUGUAUGCAAUGAGGUCAAUCGCUAGGAACAAAGUGAAGCUUAAUUCCAACACUGGUAUUCUACCACCUAUACAGCGCAGCAGAUUGGAAAAAAUAAGGAAGGAGUCAAAGAGUUGGGUCCCGAUGUGGUCUGGUGAUUCUGAGUACGAGAAAUUCGAGGUUCACGGGUGGCCGACUAACAUGGUUGUUGAUCUGGGAAAGAGGCUCUGCACAUGUGGUUUUUGGCAAUUGAGUGGUAUGCCGUGUGUGCAUGCUUGUGCUGCAUUGGCAAGGGUUGGUAGAAGACCAGAGGAGUUUUGUCACCAGUGGUUGACAAUGGAGGCAUAUAAUAACACAUAUGCCUUCCAUAUCAAUCCAAUUCCAGGUCAAGCCCUAUGGGAAAAGUCACCACAUAACAGACCACAAGCACCUAAAUUCAAAAAGAAACCAGGUCCACUAACGAAAAAAAGAAGAAAGGAUGCAGAUGAGGAGCCAAGUGGGGGUAAAAAGGAGAGAAAGAAGAUGAAAAGAAUCUAUCAAAAAGGUCAUUGUCGUUAUUGUGGUGAAUCGGGACACACCAAGAGAAACUGCGGAAAGAGAGCUGCUGAUGAGGUGGCUGCUGCUGCUGCUAAGGCUGCUGCUGCAGAGGCUGCUGCUGUCCAACCUCCAGCUGCUAAUGGUGGUGAAGCCAGCGUUGUCCCAGAAGCCCCCACCGAAAUUCAACUUGAAGCCAGUCAACCACCAUUGUCACAAACCGAUGACUCUCAAGAGGUCUUGCCUCCUCUUGUGAGGCCACCAAAACUGCCUCCCAAAAGGAAGUCAUCCAAACAAGAAAAGGCAACUCCAGGAAGCAGCUUCCAAGCAGCAACCACUCCACCUGCUGCCACCCCACCAGCAACCACUCAACCCACAACUCUUCCUCCGGCUCAUCCUAUGCAAGGUGCAUCACAAGGGACCGUAACAAGACUUUUUAACUUCAUGAAGUUUGUUCCGAAUUCUGGAUUCAGACCACCAAGAAACAAAAAAUGAAGACUAGGUUUAUUAUGUUUAGGAGAACAUUAUUUUGUUUAACUUUUUUGAUGAAGCAGUGUACUUUCUGCAUUUAGAACCCAAGUGUUGGGGAUCUUUUUUGUUCAAAACUUGUGUUCUCAAUAUGUUGAGA